AUGGCUGCCAGGGCUGCCAAGAACAAGCAGUCCUCUGAUUACGACGAUGACAGCGACAAUGGUGGUGACGACGACGACGACAACUAUGAAGAAGAACAGCAAAGAGAGAGGAAAAGAAGGACAAUGAUCUUUGGAAAUGAAGAUUCUGACGAAUCAAUCGUCGAAGCCAAGUCUUACCAGACCAAGAAGAAGCGUGGAGCUACUGGUGGAGGAAACAAAAAGAAAGCUGAUGGUGGACGCAGCCGCAAUGAAUCUCGUGCGGGCAGGGGCAAUAGGAAGCGAGCUGCAAACACUCCUGCAACAUCACGGUCUCAGCAAAUGGAUAACCGUGUCCGCGAAAAGCUUGAUGGGUGUGAAGGUCCUCUCUUUACCGCUCAGACUAUGUCUCGGCCUGAGCAUUUGUUGGCAUCAUACAAGGAACCUGAUGGUUCGGACACGGAGAGUGUUGCCAACGAAAAGAGGUGGCCUAAGGUUGUCCCUGGAUUGUUUUUUUACACUGAGCAGGCCCCCAAUGCCAAUGGAAAAGGAGGUGGAGACUUCCUGAAGGCUCCAACAAUUCACUUUUGGACUGGGUCGGAUGCAACGAACGACAUCUUGUCGAAAGAAUUGAAAAAGAGAGGGUUGAAACGAGAGUAUCAUGCAACGUACGAAGGGUUGAAGCAAGCGGUUUUUGGCCACGAAAGUAUCACGGAGGCACAGAGGAACAAGAUUCGUAAACGCACAUUGAAGAGUAAGGCAAAGAAUCAAAAGAAAGGAGACGAUUCUGAUGCUGAUGAAUAA
Molecule: messenger RNA, 780 nt
Organism: Seminavis robusta
Lineage: Eukaryota; Bacillariophyta; Bacillariophyceae; Naviculales; Naviculaceae
Source: the annotation of a GenBank genome assembly